Cygnus olor (mute swan) is the source of this 5406-nucleotide messenger RNA. It is a transcript of the gene TDRD9, whose product is annotated as tudor domain containing 9. NCBI's taxonomy places the organism in Eukaryota, Metazoa, Chordata, Aves, Anseriformes, Anatidae. Gene Ontology annotation, molecular function: RNA binding; ATP binding. The record is from RefSeq and is a predicted model, not a curated record. The transcript is spliced from 36 exons. Bases 96 to 4310 code for a protein of 1404 amino acids. Gene Ontology annotation, cellular component: intracellular anatomical structure.
CGUGCUGUGACCGGGAGAGGAGCGCGUUUCGCCCCGGGAAGCGCAAACGGGAGCCAACACCCGGCUCUACACCGCUCCGCCCGCUGCCCCCCAACAUGGCGGCCGCCCCCCCCCCCCAACAUGGCGGCCACCUCCCCUUAGCGCCGCCGCCCGGCCGAGGCGCCCGGUCACGUGGUGUGGGCAGAGCCAGCCCGAGCGCGGUAAAAGAGCCGCUCGGGGCCGUGGUGCGAGGCCGUGCCGCCGCCAUCAUGCUGCGGGCGCUGACGGUAGAGCAGAUCCGCGACUGGUUCACCGUCGGCAAAACCGUGACCGCUGUCGAGUUUUUGGGGGGCGAAGCGCACACUGGAGCCCCCCGAAGUCCCCUCGGCUGCCCCGAUGGCCCUCGGGAGCCGCUGGUGGCCGCGGGGUUGCCUAGCACAGAGAGAGGUGGAACUGAAUAUGCUGAAAAAUACAGACAAGUGGAGGCACAAAAGCUUGAUGUGUUUGGAAAUGAUCAAUGUGUCUAUAAACCAGAUACUGUACUACCUAAGUGUGAGCCAAGUGUUGGGAAUUCUGUGCCAGUAACUGACUAUAAAUAUGCUGAUAUGCCUAUAGCCAGGCACAAGGAAGAGAUAGUGUCUCUGAUAGAAAGCAAUUCAGUUGUGAUUAUACAAGGAGCAACUGGCAGUGGUAAGAGCACACAGCUUCCACAAUAUGUUUUGGAUUAUUGCACUCAGCGAUCUAUCUACUGCAAUAUUGCUGUUACCCAGCCUCGGAAAAUUGGUGCCAGCAGCAUCGCCAGGUGGAUUAGCAAGGAACGAUCAUGGACACUGGGUGGAUUUGUAGGCUACCAGGUAGGUUUAGAGAAGAUUGCCACAAAGGAGACACGGUUGCUCUACAUGACAGCUGGGAUCCUUCUUCAGAAAGCAGUUUAUGCCAAAAGCCUAACUGAGUUCACGCACAUUUUCAUUGAUGAGGUGCAUGAGCGUACAGAAGAAAUGGAUUUCUUGCUCUUGGUAGUCCGUAAACUAUUGCGUACAAAUUCACAGUCUGUAAAGGUAAUACUGAUGUCUGCUUCCAUCAACUGUGAAGAAAUUGCUGAUUACUUUGCACUUCCAGUUCAUAAUGGUCUGAAUCCAGCAUAUGUAUUUAAGGUGGAAGGCAAACGUUAUGAUAUUGAAGAAUAUUAUCUUGAUGAUUUGAAGCACAUUGUUCGUUCCCAGCUUCCUUCUCAACGAGCUGAGAAGCCAGUGAUAGUAAAGGAAAUGUAUGAGGUAGCAGUGUCUUUGAUUCAGUCAUUCGAUCAGUUGGAGAUGAAGUGCAAUGGGGAGAACAAAACCUCAAGUCUUCCAUCAGAGCGUGGAAGUGUGCUAGUGUUUUUACCAGGUUUGAAUGAAAUAAGCUGUAUGCACUCAUGUCUCACAAAUAUGUUUAACAAAAGGUGGCAGGUGUACCCACUCCACUCACGUGUGACAUUAGAGGAACAAAGCAAUGUAUUUUUGACUCCUGUUCCUGGCUACAGAAAAAUUAUUCUAUCUACAAACAUAGCUGAGAGCUCCGUAACGGUUCCUGAUGUUAAGUAUGUGAUAGAUUUCUGCUUAAUUAGAACUUUGGUUUGUGAUGAGGAAACUAAUUACCAAAGUUUGAGACUUUGCUGGGCAUCUAAAACAAACUGUUAUCAAAGAAAAGGUCGCGCUGGACGUGUUUCCAAUGGGUAUUGUUACAGGCUUGUAUACAAGAAAUUCUGGAGAGACUGUAUUCCAGAGAAGUCAGUACCUGAGAUAUUGUGUUGUCCAUUGGGAGCUACAGUGUUAAAAAUAAAAAGGCUUGAUAUGGGGGAACCAAAAGCCUUGUUGGCAACAGCUCUUUCUCCACCCAAUUUAAGUGACAUUGAACGUACCAUCCUUCAUCUGAAAGAGCUGGGAGCACUUACAACUUGUGUGCAAGCAGAAGAAAAUCCACAUGAUGGUGAGCUGACUUAUUUGGGAAGAGUAUUGCUACAUUUGCCAGUGGAUCUGCAUCUUGGAAAAUUGAUAGUCCUUGGACAUACCUUUGGGUGUUUAGAAGAAUGCCUUAUUAUAGCUGCAGCACUCUCUCUGCGGAAUAUUUUUGCAGUGCCUUUCAAACAGUACAUUGAUGGAUACAGGAGCAAACUGUUUUUUUCUGGGAAUAGUAAGAGUGACUGUAUUGCAAUUGUGAAUGCAUUUAAGGCAUGGCAGGUCUGCAGACGAAAAGGAGAGUUGAGACAUCCCAAGGAUGAGCUUGAGUGGGGUCGAUCAAAUUAUAUUCAUAUCAAGAAAGUUAGAGAGGUGGCAGAGUUAUUUAACCUCUUGAAAACACGAGUCGGAGAAUUUAACAUGUUUAUUAAUACUCAGCCAUCUGCUGUGGAUGAGGAAUAUGUAUGUAAGCAACGCUUCAUUUUGCAGGUUGUAAUGGCUGGUGCUUUCUAUCCAAACUACUUCACUUUUCAAAAAUGUAAUGAAGAAGUGGCAGUGAGAGACCUUGCUGGCAAAGAUCCAAAAACCACUGUGUUGGUAAAGAAUAUUCCGCCCUAUGGAUAUCUAUACCAUAAACAGUUGCAGUCACUGUUUAGACAGUGUGGGCAGGUAAAAUCUGUUGUAUAUGAUGGAUCAAGGGCUUUUGUGGAAUUCUCCCAUAACCCAAUGGAGGGUUUUAAGAUUCUUCCUGCAGUCUACAUGUCAAUCAAAAUGUCACAGCUGAAAAUUCCUCUUGAACUGGACGUUCAUUAUCCAGAUGAUAUCAAAAGGCAGUUGCAACAUGUGGCAGCUGCGAGCAUGGAAUCUUUAAGAGUAAAUGUGGACUAUCAGAAGCAGACAGUGGAGCCUGUGGAAAUCUCAUUUGGUACUUCAGAACUGUCAAAGAUGAUCCCAAAUCGUCUCCUGUCCAUCAGUGUAACAGAGGUAGUAGAAGUUGGACACUUCUGGGGAUACAGGAUAGAUGAAAAAAACAGGACUGUUCUCCAGGCUCUAACUGCUGAAAUUAACUACCAUAACCUGAUGGAUUUGUCAGUGUCUCCAUAUCCAGAGUUGGUUUGUCUGGCACCAUUUACUUGUCUGGAAAACAGAGGAUACUACAGAGCUCGUAUUCUGUAUGUUUCUGGAGAUUUUGCAGAGGUUUUUUUUGUAGAUUAUGGCAAUAGGUCAAAAGUGCCUUUAAAAAAACUGAAAGAGAUUCCGAGUCAUCUUCAAGAGCUUCCUUUCCAGGCUUUAGAAUUCAAGAUAUGCAAGAUGCGUCCAUCUGCAAAAUCUCUUGUAUGUGGAGAACGGUGGAGUUACAGCGCUACCCAGAGAUUUGCCUCGCUAGUAAAUGGUUAUACUCUGCUAGUGGAGGUGUACUCAGUUGUGAACAGUGUUCUGCACGUGGAUGCUUUCCGUUACUCGAGGCACAAGGACCUUGUGAAUAUUCGAGAUGUGCUUAUUGAAGAGUGUUAUGCUGAACUAGCGGAAGAAUCAUACAAAUCACAACAAAGCCACGAUUUGCUGAAGGGAUUAUUUAUUGACCAAAUAAAGGAAGAAGAGAAAACAUCUGUACCUUCAAGAGAGGAAGAAAAGCAUUUAAUUGAAAGGUUAUUAAACUGUUUUUCUGGCAGUAGAUCUGGUGCACCAACCCAUAAGGUAACAGUUUUUGGCCCAUUCAGUCCUUAUGAGGUAAAAUGCUACAGUAUGACUAAAGUAUCGCAGUUCAGAAGUGCUUUCAUACACAGGGAAAGCAUAAAUUCUGUGGUUGUCGAUGAUGCUCCAGAAGACUCCUUUCAGCAGUUGUUGGUUGCCGCUUCUUUGUCAUUAAAUGCAAAUGGAUCUACCGUGCUUUUAGAGGAAACAUCUUUGAUGCCUCCUAUUCCUGGCCUACUUGCACUCCUUAGCAUGCUGUUUGCUCCUGCUAUAGAACUUAGGAUUGAUGAAAGUGGAAAGAAUUUUACUGGUGUUCUGUGUGGCUUGGGUUGGAGUCAGACUCGUGGGGUUCCACUUCUUCCAGAAAAUGACAUGGAGCUGACAUUUGAUGUGCAUUUUGGAGUAGAUGACAUAUCAGAGAUAAACAUCCUGAGGGCAGCCAUUAAUAAGCUGCUCUGUGAAUGUGCAGCGUACUCCGAACAAGAGAAAAUGACACAGCUGCAGGAAAACAUUCGUCAGAUGCUUCUAAGUUUGAUCUGCAAAUCACGACCUCGAGAUAAUACUGUUCCAAAGUGGUAUGAGAAGCCGUAUGAGUGGAAUCAAGUGGAUUCACAGCAUAUCAUUGACCAGUCAGAAAAGCAGCAGGAAAGAGAAGACGGUCUUUAUCAGCUACAUAAGCUUGUUGUGUUGAAUGUUUAAGUAUUGCUCAAAGUCUCUUUAGAGGAAGAGGUAUUACAUCUAGUCUAAAAAUUUUUCUUCUAGAUAAGCCUUGGAUGUUUGUUUUGCAAGAAUGUCCCUUAAAAUUAGUGUAAGUGUACUGAAAUACAGCUUGGUGUAUGUUUGUUCUUUAAAAGCAAAAGUAUGCUGACCUAGAGCAGAUGGUUAUUCAUAAAACAGACUUACUUAAAGCAGGAUGCAGUUUUCAAUUUAAUAAUAAUGCUGAAUAGAUUUAUCACAAUGGACAUGAAAGGCAAAACAAACCUGGGUUUACUUGUUCUUUUUCUGUCUGAAAGCUCAUGAGUAAUGGGUCGUGAUUUUUUUCUUUAGUUUUCUUUGUCUAGUUUUCUUAGUUUCUGAAGUCAUAUAAUGGUAUUGUCUUUGAAUGUAAAAAACGGAAGUCAAAGGAAGACAAAUUUGGAUUAUGUUCUGAUCUAAAGUAUAACUUUAUACAAUUUUUUAUUUUUUUCAUACAACAAAACCUAAUAUGAUGUUUCCUUUUCCUGUAUGGCAGAAGAAUGCUUUUGAGUUACUGAUUCAUUGUACCUUUGUUUCAUCUUUUCAGCUCGUUUUUCUGAUCCAUGAGAUCUUUAGUCCUAAAAAUGAGGUCAGCGGUUUCAAUGUAAUAUGUAGAACUGAAACGGGUUUGUCUGUUCUGUUGUGCAGUCAUGCUUAAUAAAAGUUAAAUUUAGUUAUUAAUGGUGUGUGAUUGCGUUCAUGAAAUACAUGAAUACAAAAGCAGUAUAUGGAAGAAUAUUCAUAGUCUCUGUUUUAACUCAGUGGUUUUGAAGAUCACGUAAUACCUAGUCUUCUAGACAGAAACAAUUGUCACAAUUUAAAAAAAGGGAAGCGGAUUUGGGGAAAAUGGGGUGAUGAUAAAUUUAAAGAAAUGAUUUUAAGUUGUACUUAGAGUGAAAAGGAGCAGCUGUAUAUUAGACAAUUUCAGUAGCUUAUUUCCUCCUUUAUUCAGUAGCAUUACUUCCUCAGAUUCGUUUUAGUAUUUCCUGUGAAUCAAGCUAUCAUACUUCAUAGUAAAAUGGGUUUAACAAAUUUUCUUCACGCUGUUUCUUGGACAACA